Molecule: messenger RNA, 1554 nt
Organism: Malassezia pachydermatis
Lineage: Eukaryota; Fungi; Basidiomycota; Malasseziomycetes; Malasseziales; Malasseziaceae
Product: mitochondrial protein
Exons: 6
Coding region: 1-1554 (517 amino acids)
Biological process (GO): protein insertion into mitochondrial outer membrane
Cellular component (GO): SAM complex; outer membrane
Source: RefSeq, a predicted model, not a curated record
AUGAGUGCCGGUGAUGUUGUUAGCGAUGCGGCGCAUACAUUGUUACCUACGCCAGAAGAGCUAGAAGCUCAGGGAAGAGCCGAGACGAAUUCGCUCCCGAAAGAAAAUGACCUCUUGCACAAUCUACCGAAAGCCAUGGCCCAACUACAGCAGCCUUUAGUCGACCUCCAUGACAUUCCGAUUUUGCGGCUCGCAGCUAUUCGCAUUACUGGGCUCAAGGAUACACGGAAUGGAUUUUUGGCUGGGAUGUGCAGGCCGUAUGUGGAUCCUACAGCGCCGGAAGCUUUCUUGUCUGAUCUGCGCUAUGGGCAUCGUAUGUACUUCCCUCUUCCUGGCCAACCUACUACGAUUCAUGCUAUCCUGCAAUCAGCGACAUCGUUCAGCGCUGACAUAUCGCGAAUGGAUUUAGCCAAAGACAUUUCUGUCGAGCUUGAGCCUUCUACUGUAUCUGACCGUCAUCCACAUGAAGACGUCGAUGUGGUUCUCCGUAUUCGCCCAGCUAGCCGCUUUUUCCUGAAGACAAGCACUAGUGUCGGCAAUAGUGAGGGAACUGCCUCUGUCCAGGGAAAAAUCAGGAACCUGUUUGGUGGUGCUGAGAGUCUGGAAGGUAGUGCUACACUCGGAACGCGAACGAAGCACAAUUACAACGUCGCGUUUGCUACUCCUGUCCUCUCCUGCCCCGACUUGUGGGCCAAUGUCUCCGCUAUGUCACAACAUCGUGACCUGACUGGCUAUUUAAGCGCUCACGAGGCUCAGCAUGUGCUCCGAUCCGCUCUGAUGUAUGCUCAUUUGAAUGGCACUCGACAUGAACUUGCCUAUGAGGCCAGCCACCGCCACUUCCACCAUAUUUUGCCUGAGGCCUCCGUUGCUUUGCGACGCCUUGCGAAGCCGUCCAUCAAGUCUGCCAUAACGUAUACCAUGGAGAGGGAUUUACGCGACCCUUCUUCCGCAAAUUUGGUGGGAUCGUAUUUCAAGACCGUGUUGGAGUAUGCAGGCUUGGGAGGAGAUACAUCCUUUAUGAAGAUGGAAACACAGGCGAGUGUAUCUGACAUGUUAUCAGAAGGAUGGUCAUGGUCACUGGGAUUCCGAACUGGUAUCAUGAAAACCUUGGACAAUCGAGCCCCAUGCUUGAGCGAUCGAUUUAUGCUUGGUGGACCUACUUGCGUUCGCAUGUUCCGUAUGAACACACUAGGUCCCAAGCAAAAGCGUACGUAUGACAUGUGUAUCUCAUUUUCAGACGAAUCUUUGGGUGGCGACGCCUAUUGGGCAGCGGGAGCUAGUCUUCUGGCCCCUAUUCCCACUCGGUCCCACUGGCCACUUCGGCUCCAUACUUUCCUCAAUACUGGACAACUUAUGCAGAUGCAGCCUCAUCAACCAUUGGGACUGCGCACAUUUUCGGAGCUCAUGCAACCUUCUGCUUCUGCAGGUGUGGGUGUGCUAUUCCAACAAGGACCUGUGCGCUUAGAGUUGAACUUCGGACUUCCUUUGCUGGCGCGCGUGGGCGACGGGGCGAGGAAAGGUAUCCAAUUCGGUAUCGGACUAGACUUUUUGUAG